GCCAGGUGUGUCGGGAUGGCUUGGCCCCAGCAUAAAGGUGCAGGGCCGCGCAGUCCUGCACAACGCUCCAACUGCUUGGAGCAUACACCACGUGCAUUCACUCCCCCCUCCCCCAGCUGGCCGGUCCCGCCCCCACCACGCAUUGAGCCAUCAACACUUGCUGCUCGCCCCGGCGAGUAUGAAAACACCGCCAUUCCCUCACAACAAGAGUGUUCCAGUGUUUCAUUCCUGUCGCACAUCCAGUACACCACAGUAACAAGCCAGCCGAUAACAGCGUUUGGCAACUCGCUAGGUGCGCGGCCGCGGCCACCACCGCUCUGUCCCUCCUCUUGUACCCAGUGUGUUUACACUGGUGCGAGAGACAAGAUGGGGCGUGACACUCUUUCUCUGUUUCUGUUCCUCACACUGCUGUCGGCAUCCUCUCUCCACGGGGCUAAGGAUGGGGACGAGGGGAAGGAGACCUGGGGGUACGUCAACGUGCGCCCCGGUGCCCACAUGUUCUUCUGGCUCUACUACACCACCAGCACCACGGAGUACAUCCACAGACCCCUGGUGAUGUGGCUGCAGGGGGGGCCAGGCGCCUCCUCCACUGGUAUAGGCAACUUCCUCGAGAUUGGCCCCAAGACUGCUGACCUCAAGAACAGGACCUAUGCUUGGACGAAGGAGGUGAACGUGCUGUUUGUGGACAACCCAGUGGGCACGGGGUUCAGCUACGUGCAGGACCUCAAGUUGCUGCCCACCAACAACAGUGUCAUCGCCGCAGACCUCGUCACCUUCAUGGCAGGCUUCUUUAAAAAGGUGCCAGAGUUUGAAACUGUUCCACUGUACAUCUUCACUGAGUCCUAUGGUGGCAAGAUGGGGGCACGGUUUGCUCAGGCACUCAGCAAGGCAGUGCAGCAGAAGAAGGUGCGUUGCCAGUUGGCAGGGCUGGUGAUGGGUGACUCCUGGAUCUCCCCCGUGGAUGCUGUGAUGUCUUGGGGGCCAUACCUCUAUGCCACGUCUUUGGUUGAUUCUGCUGGUGAGGGCGCCAUUGACAACAAGACGGCUGAGGUGGCGGCAGCAGUGAAGAAUGGCAAGAUGGCAGACUCCACCAAGCUGUGGGCUGAGGCUGAGGGACUCGUGGAGACAGUAACCAAUGGCGUCAACUUCUACAACAUUCUCAAGACACCUGCACGCGGCAAUGCCUCUGUACAUCACAACCACGUGCUGUCAGUGAUGGCCAGCAGGAACACGUACCGCUUGAAGUCCCCUGAGCUUGAAUACCUGUACAACCACCACGUUGGUCUGCUCUCCAAAGACCUGAGCAAACUGAUGAAUGGACCAAUCAGGGACAAGCUCAAGGUGAUCCCUGUAAACAUCACAUGGGGAGGCCAGAGCAAGCAUGUGUUUGAGGCACUCUCUGAAGAUUUCAUGAACCCUGUUGUCAAGAAUGUGGAGAUGUUACUGAACACAACAUCCCUCAAGGUGGUGGUGUACAAUGGCCAGCUGGACCUGAUCGUCAGCACCCCUGGUGCACAGAAGUGGGUGGAGAACAUGCACUGGGCAGGCACCAAGCAGUGGGUGCAGUCCUCUAGGAAGCCCAUGGUGGAUUCUGAUGGUGGCACUGUGGCCUUCUCUAAGUCUUUCAAGAACUUCACUUUCUAUUGGAUCCUGGAUGCUGGACACAUGGUCCCGCUGGAUGCAGGAGACGUGGCCAUGAGGGUAAUGGAGGAGAUCGUGGGCACCAAGAAGUAGUAUGUGACUUAUACUUCACAGAUGCAUGACAGGCCAUAGCACUGUAGGGGGUAUUGCAGGUGUGUGUGUGUGGUGCUGCAGGGGUGGGCAUUGGACGGGUAGGGCCAGGUGGCUAACAUAACAGCAGUAUUAACCGACUUGCUACUUUUUAUAUUUAUGUAGUGGUCUGUCUAGCAUCUGUUUCCUUGGGAUGGGUUGAGCAAACUGUAGCUAUCUUGUCAACAUAUAGACACAACAGUGCUGCUCGAGUCUAAACUUAUGUGAUAUCUAAAUAUACAGGUAUAGCUUUAGGGAGUCUAUUCUGGUCACUCAUACUGAUGACUGGAUGAGUGUCCUGUGAAUGUAGGAAAGCACCAUUUCUUGUGUAUUGAUUGUGAGUUGUGAGUCAGGGUUGUGAGUGAAUAGUUCGCAAUAAACUAUAUGUGUGGAGGUCCUGAACCAGAGAAAGUAAAUGAAUGCUAAAGCAAAAGAUAAUGGCCAGUAAAACUGUCUACAUAUCAACUUCUGCAACUACUCAGGCACCUCAAAGAUUUAACUUGUGUGACAGUGGUGAAUGAGGAAUUAUAAAUGAUAAACUAUACUUUAGAAAAUUGUAUGAAUAAAUAAGAAUAAACAUUAGGAGAAUUGUCAUAACCAAAUUGGCGGAAGGGUGGGCGGGGCGUGCGGGAUGACACAUCAGAGCACAAAUUCAACUGUAUAGUAUAAAAGAAGGUUGUACGGGAAGCAAUGAAUUUUUUGUGACAUGUCUUUCCACAGGGAGCAUAGAGGCAGAAACAAGCACCAACAAGGCAAAGGUGUCUUGUCUGUAGCUUAUUGCUUGUUGAUGCUUGUGGCAGAUGAAUGAUCAAUGUGAUUACUUUGACAUAUUAUGCAUUAAUAGUGUACGGAUAUUGUUUAAUAAAGGAAUUACAGAA
Molecule: messenger RNA, 2648 nt
Organism: Portunus trituberculatus (swimming crab)
Lineage: Eukaryota; Metazoa; Arthropoda; Malacostraca; Decapoda; Portunidae
Product: retinoid-inducible serine carboxypeptidase-like
Exons: 10
Coding region: 16-1734 (572 amino acids)
Biological process (GO): proteolysis
Molecular function (GO): serine-type carboxypeptidase activity
Source: RefSeq, a predicted model, not a curated record